AUGGAAGAGACCACACCCCUUUUACCCGGCGAAGACGGCGGUGACGGCGGCGGCGGCGGCUCCCAGCAGCGAGGACCUCGGUGUGCUUCAUUCUUUCAGGCACGACGGCCGAGAACCAUUUACUUUCUGUUGUCGUUGAUGGUGUUUGGGUUGUCCUUCUCCGGGUCAUUGGGCGACGUGCCCGUUACGAGAUUGAUCGAGGACAACCUCUGUCAGAGGUACUACGCGGCCCGGUUGGACGGGGCCACGCGCCAUAACAAGAUUGACGAGAGUCUGUGCAAGUCUGACGAGAUUCAGUCGCAAUUGGCCUACUUGAAUGGAUUGCUGCCCAUGGUAGAGGCUGUCGUUGGUCUCAAGUCAGGCAUUAACGGCGUAUUCAGAAAAGGUCGCAAGCCGGUCUUGUGGCUCUCCCUCACCGGCAUCUUCGUGUCGGGCUUAUGGAUAGCCGUCGUCCUAGCCCUAGGUCAAAGAAUUUCCAUAUACAUCAUUCUCAUUUCACCCGUCUUUGCUGUCGUCGGCGGUGGAAGCACAGUUUUGGUCUCGGACAUUUACUCUGUCGUGGCCGAUGUUGUUUGCGAAGCAGACAGAGUAUCGGCCUUCUUGACCGUCUCGCUCGGGAGUCUCGUUGGCAAUCUAUUCGGUCCGCUAACCGCCUCAUCCCUCAUGAGGACCUCGUCUCCAUGGACCCCCAUUGCACUCAGUCUGCUCACCCUGCUUCUCGCUAUGGGAGUCAUUGGUUUCAUUCCCGAGACAUUACCCGCGCUGAAGCAGGAAGAAGAGUGGAGCGUAUCACGGGAUGAUUCCUUGUACGGCACCGUCAAAUCAUACGUCUGGGAGUUCAAAGAUCAAAUCAAAGAGGCAAUCGGCAUGAUUAGGCAGCCAUCGCUAAGUCUCAUCUUGUUCGCAUUUCUGUGUCCCUCCCCAGUGGGAAUCGCCACCAGCGCACUCUUUAUCCAAUACGUCAGUAAGCGGUUCGAUUGGUCCAUGGCAGCAGCAGGCUACCUGCUCUCUUUACGGAGCAUGGUGAAUGUAUUUGUCGUUUUGCUCGUUAUUCCUGGGCUCUCGAAGCUCCUCGUCUCCGGUGUGGUGGUGAAGGGUUUCUCAGCCGGUGAAAAGGACCGAAUCCUAGCCCAAGCAUCUGCGUUUUCUCUGGCAGCUGGGUUCUUGCUUCUUGCGGGAACAACCAUGCCCAUUGUUAUAAGCGGGCUAAUUGUCAAGACCCUCGGUGCAGGAUUACCGUCACUGUGUCGAUCUCUGGCCGCGUAUCAUACAAGUGCGGAAAACACGUCGAAGCUACAAACAGUGAUUGGGAUCACAGAAACCACGGGCCUACUUGUGGCAGCGCCGGGGCUAGCAUGGAUGUUUUCGAUUGGCAUGAAGCUUGGAGGAGUUUGGAUGGGCUUGCCAGGAGACAUAUCAUUUGCAAGACGUGGCGCCGCAUACAGCCUCAGUUCGCAGUUUUUUGUCUCAUGGAACGAUGCCGUCGAGGGUGGCUAUUGGCCAUAA
Molecule: messenger RNA, 1506 nt
Organism: Metarhizium brunneum ARSEF 3297
Lineage: Eukaryota; Fungi; Ascomycota; Sordariomycetes; Hypocreales; Clavicipitaceae
Source: RefSeq, a predicted model, not a curated record